AUGAGGAGGGUUCAAGGCUUUACGCUAGAAGUACAAAAUGACAAGCAGGGAACUUCAUUUCAGUACGUCGCCAACUUCACAGAAGAAAAGAUGAUUUGUGGAAUUAAUUUGACAAGUAUAACAAAUGAAAGACCCAAAAUAGAGAUGAUCAUUGCAGAGAGCGAUGAGGAGACUUUCCCUAUUGAUUUUUCCAAUGACAUUGGUAUGCAAUGGUUUAAAACAUGCUUUCGAGCACAAAAAAUGACCUUUAGCUUAUCUGGUUUGGAAACUAAAGGAAGUCUAACUUUGUAUGAACUAGCAGAUAACGCGUUGUUAAUGGUAGAUCGUAUCGCCGUUUUAGGAUUUUAUCACAAGGAGGAACCCAGAGUAAGUAAAUGGGAAUUUCUGAACGACUACUCACCGGAAGAAGUGCUGAACAUCAUGAGACCAGUGCUGCAAAAAGCUAGGUCUGCAGGAGAGGUGGCAGUUCGGAACCUCUCGUCAAGUAUCCGUAAGAAAGAGAGUGCAACCGACUACCGGAAGUCAUCAAAAGGAAUAGGAAUUCUGGGAGGUUGUCUUCUUGGAUUAGUUUUCAUGAUCAUUUUUGUGUCUGAUGUAUUCAUUAUCAAAGCCCACUUGAAAGCCAUGUAUGGCAAUGUUUUAAGACUAUUUAGACCAUCGCCAAUUGUGCAUAUUUACAAAUAAGUUGAUUGAUCAAUGCAUGUG
Messenger RNA from Saccostrea cuccullata (small rock oyster), 705 nucleotides. RefSeq lists its product as uncharacterized. The record is from RefSeq and is a predicted model, not a curated record. NCBI's taxonomy places the organism in Eukaryota, Metazoa, Mollusca, Bivalvia, Ostreida, Ostreidae. The coding region runs from base 1 to 684 and encodes 227 amino acids. The transcript is spliced from 5 exons.